Messenger RNA from Lingula anatina, 1545 nucleotides. RefSeq names its product monocarboxylate transporter 12-B-like. Gene Ontology annotation, biological process: transmembrane transport; monocarboxylic acid transport. Gene Ontology annotation, molecular function: monocarboxylic acid transmembrane transporter activity. Lineage: Eukaryota; Metazoa; Brachiopoda; Lingulata; Lingulida; Lingulidae. The record is from RefSeq and is a predicted model, not a curated record.
AUGGUCGACUCAUCGCCGAAUACCCCUGCACUAAAAACUGCAGAACAAGACUGGUAUACCAAUGACGGAUUUGAGAACGAUACAGUAGGCGGCCACUCCCAUGAUGACAACUCUGAUGGUGAUGAAAAUGAAAUUAGUUCUAAACAUAUUGAGGAAUUAAGCGAGAGAGGCGCAGGAGAAGAAAAUGGCUAUUCAGGUAAACAAAGCAAGCUGACAUUAGAGUCGCCUUCGUGGAGCUUUCCAGACUCAAAGCGAGCGUCGAUUGAAAGGAGUCCCAGAGUUCAAACCGACCGCUGCAUCGAUUGGCUGGUAGUCUUGGCGUCCUUCUUUAUUCACUUUAUUGUGGGCGGGAUUUUGAAUUCUUUCGGUGUGUUUUACAUCACCCUGCUAAAUGAGUUUGAAGAAAGCAAGUCAGCGACGUCUUGGGUUGGCUCCAUUCAAGUAGCUGUGACCUGGGGUCCAAUAGCAAGCGCCCUAUCUGACAAAAUUGGACACCGGGCUGUUGGAGUCAUUGGAUCUGUUCUCGCUGCGACGGGGUUUGGCGUGAGUUCAUUAGCAUCGAAUUUGCCGUUCCUUAUUCUAACAUACGGGGUCAUGUCUGGUCUCGGAUUGGCACUGAUGUGGUUUCCAGGCAUUGUCUCCGUUCAGGAUCAUUUUAACAAGAGGAAAAGUUUAGCCAUGGGAGUUGCAGUGUGCGGAUCAGGCGUUGGGAUAUUUGCUAUGGCACCCUGUAUAGAAAUUCUGAUUAAAACCAUUUCUUGGAGAUACGCUCUUCUUGUUCUGGCAGGGGCGUCUCUUUCAGGAGUUGGCUUCAGCAUUUUGCUUUUUCCGCCGGAAUUAAAAUUCAACGAGGGGAUUGAGAAAGAGCCAACCUUAUCCUUCACUGACAAAACGAGAAAGUGUUCCAAAAACAUGUUCCAUAUCUCCCUACUACGAAGAGCUGAUGUUGUCGUGUGGCUAUUGUGUCAUUUAAUCAUCCAGAUAGGGUUCGUAGUGUUACGCACGUAUAUACCAGAUAUAGCUGUAGGUAUGGGGAUAGAAGUAAAUAACGCGGCGUUCUUGGUCUCCAUCGUAGGCAUUACUAGCACGGUGAGUCGAGUCGUGAUGGGUGUAAUUGCAGACUUUCGGUGCGCUAACAGGCGAUAUAUGCUUGGGACCAGUGUUAUGAUUGCAGGGGUUAUGGUUGCCAUACUGCCGUUUAUGAAGGAGUACGGCGUGAUUGCAACAGUGUGCACGUUUUACGGGUUAUCAUUUGGCACCAUUAUCUCCCUGACUGCUGUUGUUCUGAGAGAUCUAGUCGGCAUCGAGAAACUUGGACCUGCAUUUGGACUUACCAUGCUAGCCAAAGGUUUGGGUUCCCUCUUGUUAUCUGCUGGAGGUAGUUUGUAUGAUUUAUUCGGCUCCUAUGAUGUCACCUUUUAUAUCACCGGAUCUCUUUUAUUCGUUGCCGGUGGAAUUCUUUUAUUGUUGCCAUGGAUACGUGAGCUCCAGGGGCGAUGUUGUUACCAUGGCAGCGCAAAUAUCACCACAGAAACUGGGCUUUGA